Messenger RNA from Magnusiomyces paraingens, 2619 nucleotides. RefSeq lists its product as uncharacterized. NCBI's taxonomy places the organism in Eukaryota, Fungi, Ascomycota, Dipodascomycetes, Dipodascales, Dipodascaceae. The record is from RefSeq and is a predicted model, not a curated record. Bases 1 to 2619 code for a protein of 872 amino acids. Gene Ontology annotation, molecular function: proton-transporting ATPase activity, rotational mechanism; ATPase binding. The transcript is spliced from 3 exons. Gene Ontology annotation, cellular component: fungal-type vacuole membrane; vacuolar proton-transporting V-type ATPase complex; vacuolar proton-transporting V-type ATPase, V0 domain. Gene Ontology annotation, biological process: proton transmembrane transport; vacuolar acidification.
AUGGACCGACCUGAAGCUAUCUUUCGCUCAGCGGACAUGUCGCUGGUUCAGCUUUACGUUCCUAAUGAGAUUGCGCGCCAGAUCGUCGCGUCCUUAGGUGAGCUCGGCACUAUUCAAUUUCGCGAUCUCAACUCUUCUCUCAGCAUUUUUCAAAGAACUUAUGUUAAAGAAAUCCGCCGUCUCGAUUCCGUCGAACGCCAACUCCGCUUCUUUAAGUCCCAAAUUCAACAUCGUGCCAUUCCAAUCCUCGCCCCUACUUCAAGUACUGCCACUUCUUCCGCAGCCCCAAACAUUAGUGAUAUCGACCAUCUUGUCGAACAAGCAAACCGUCUAGAAACCAGCAUUCUGGAUUUAACCAAGUCCUACGAUUCUCUUGUUGCUCGCAAAAAUUCACAUAUUGAAAAACGCCACGUACUGGUCGGCUGCGGUCAGUUCUUUGAUAAGGCUAAUCGGGACCCGGGCCAAGUCCGGUUGUCCCUGGAAACCAAUCGCACCGGUGACGAAUAUGGUGAAAGUGCAGGGCUUUUACAAGAACAUCACGACCUUGAAAGCCAUAAUAACGACGAAAACGAAGAUGAACAAGACCUUAUUGUAUCGGCCGGGGUUUCCCCUGGCCUGGCAUCUCUCAACAUUAAAUUUGUGGCCGGAAUUAUACCAAGAAAUAAAGCGGACAUUUUGGAACGCAUCUUAUGGCGAACCCUUCGUGGCAAUCUUUACAUGAACAAGGUACCCAUUGACGACACUUUUACAGACCCCAUUACGGGCAAUGAAAUCACCAAGGACAUUUUCAUUGUGUUUGCCCAUGGCGAUAUGAUUCUUAAACGGAUUCGGAGGAUAUGCGAAUCUCUAGGUGCGUCUAUCCAUUCUGUCGACGAGAGCAUGGCCCGACGGCGUGAAGAAGUGCAACACAUGAAUGCCAUGAUUAGCGAUCUUGAAACAGUCAUCCACAGUACUAGCUUACACCUUUCGACGGAGCUGCGGUAUGUUGCCGACAGACUUGCAGAGUGGUUUGUAGUUGUGCGUAAGGAAAAGGCCAUUUACGGUGCACUCAAUCUUUUCAAUUAUGAUGCCAACCGACGGGUUCUUAUUGCCGAAGGCUGGGUCCCCACUGACGAUAUUCCCACAGUCAAGAAUGAGUUCCGGGCCAUUUCCGAGCAAGCCGGUGCAAGCACAUCAUCAGUUGUGAAUGAAUUAAUCACAAAUAGAACCCCUCCAACAUAUUUCCGUACAAACAAGUUCACGGCCGCAUUCCAGGCUAUUGUUGAUGCUUACGGAAUCUCCACCUAUAAGGAAGUCAACCCAGGUCUUGCAACCAUUGUAACGUUCCCAUUUAUGUUUGCUAUUAUGUUUGGUGAUGUUGGUCACGGUAUACUAGUGGCUCUGGCAGCAUCUGCACUGAUUAUUUUUGAGAAAAAGAUUGCGCAAGCGCAUCGUGAUGAAAUCUCUGACAUGGCCUUUUCAGGACGGUACAUUUUACUUCUCAUGGGGCUUUUCAGUGUGUACACAGGGUUGUUAUAUAAUGAUAUUUUCUCUCGAUCAAUGACAUUAUUCCCAUCUCGAUGGGCAUGGCCCGAAUCAUGGCAAGAGGGCGAAACAAUUGUUGCGACACAAAAGGGGGUUUAUGCAAUUGGACUUGAUUCUGCAUGGCAUGGGACUGAAAAUAAUUUGAUUUUUACAAACUCUUACAAAAUGAAAUUAUCGAUUCUAAUGGGGUUUUGCCACAUGUUUUACUCGCUGUGCUUCUCGCUCGUUAAUUAUCGGUAUUUCCAGUCGCGUGUAGACGUUAUUGGUAACUUUAUACCGUCUGUCAUCUUUAUGCUUUCUAUUUUUGGCUAUUUGUCAAUUACAAUUGUUUACAAGUGGUGUGUCGACUGGCAAAAGGACAAUUUACCUGCUCCAGGGCUUUUAAAUAUGCUCAUUAAUAUGUUUUUAGCUCCUGGCCGCAUUGAUGAUCAACUUUAUAAGGGACAAGCAAUUAUUCAACUUUUACUUGUACUUCUUGCAGCAAUCUGUGUUCCUUGGUUACUUUUAGUAAAGCCUCUAUGGUUACGCAAAAUUAAUGCACAACCUUUGAUUUCUCUCCCUGUAUCAUCAGAUUCACGCAAUAGCAUGUCAGCAGCCACACGUCUACUGGCUGAAGAUCCGGAUAAUCCAGAAUUACAGUCACAUAACUCAUCAUCAAUGCAUAUUGAAGAUUUUGUUGAACCGGAUGACCAUGAAGAAUUUGAUUUUGGAGAAGUUAUGAUUCACCAGGUCAUUCAUACAAUUGAGUUUUGUCUUAAUUGUGUAUCUCACACUGCAUCUUAUUUACGCUUAUGGGCUUUGUCACUUGCACAUAACCAAUUAUCAUCAGUAUUAUGGUCAAUGACAAUUGCUAAUGGGUUUAGUCUAGCACAAAGUGGUGGUGCUUUUGGUAUUGCAGGAAUGGUUUUCUUAUUUGGAGUUUGGUUUGUAUUAACAGUUUGUGUACUGGUACUUAUGGAAGGUACUUCGGCUAUGCUUCAUUCAUUACGAUUACACUGGGUCGAAGCCAUGUCUAAGUUUUUUGAGGGUGAAGGUUAUGCUUAUGAGCCCUUUUCGUUUUCUUCGUGUACUUAUUCAGAUAAUGAUGCUGAAUGA